This is a messenger RNA of Pseudo-nitzschia multistriata, 2110 nucleotides long. NCBI's taxonomy places the organism in Eukaryota, Bacillariophyta, Bacillariophyceae, Bacillariales, Bacillariaceae. The record is from the annotation of a GenBank genome assembly.
CCCUAAAUACUUUGAUUUUGUUAGAGCUCGGGUGUUUCUCUUAGCAGUCACUAUCAUAUUAAUGUACACCGCAUGUAUGUAACAAGGAUUGUAAAUUUGUCACACACAUCACCGAUCCUAAUCCAAACACCAAAACACCAACGGUCAGUACAAUCCUACCUCGACCAUGUAUUGAAAGAUGUCGCAUCCAUACAAAGUGUCAAUAUGGCGCUCUUGGCGUCAAAGCCAAGUGCCGUUCGAAUGACCUUUGCGAAGAUCGUUGCCAUUUCAAGGCACAAUAGGCAGGCAAAUGCUUUGACGUGCUACAAAAGUAAAUCAUGCGCGUCCCGAUGCCCCUCUCACACGUCGCUUGUUCUCUUCAUCCCACAGCAGCAAGAAGUCGCGAUUCGAUAGCGCUGAUACUCUGACAACAUGGUGAGCGCACGGGAUGAUGCUCUCGAUUACUCGAAGCCGAAAUCAAAGAUGGUGAUGAAGAGACCAACCAAGGUAAGACGUUAUCCAAAAAUCUAGCCCAUAAAGCAAACGACAAUGUUUUCAUUUCCUUUCUGUGAAGAAUACAAGAAACGUGUAAUGGUUCCGUCCUUCUGAUACUUCCGUUCCGAUCUACCAAUAAUUUACUUUUGUACACGAAACAGAAAAAACCCAAAGAUAAGCCGAAACGGCCACUAAGUGCUUACAACUUUUUCUUCAAAGAAGAGAGAGAAAAGAUUAUCAAGGUUGUUCUUGCUGAGGACCCAUCGGCGGUCAAACAGGAUCCCGAAGAUGAUGGAUUCUUGGACGAGGAAACAAUCGGACGUCUCAAAAAGGAAGGUGGAAAAGUUUCCUUUGAAGAAAUGGGGAAGUGAGUACCCUUGGUUGGUUAUUCAACUAUUGUACCAUCCAAAAAAAACGAAUGAGUAGAAAUGCGUGGCCAGUACUUGCUGAUGUCUGUGCUAACAUUUCUUGCAUUCCAACGUUAAUUUAUUUAAAUAGAAUCAUAGGGCAGCGCUGGAAGAACAUUGAUCCAGACCGUCUAUCGAAGUAUUCAGAGCUCGCUUCGGAAGAUACAGAACGGUAUAAGACUGAGAUGCAGGAAUACAACGGGCGACAAGAAGCUAAAAUGAGAGCUGAGGCGAUGAAACCCGCAGCUUCGUUUCCUACUAGCUCUGCUGGUGGUCCAAACGAGCGUGGCGUCCCAUCCUAUUCAGAUGCUCGGGGUGCAUACGGAGAUAUGUCGGCAGUUGGUUUUCCUGGCAUGCCUUCAAAUAGUAUGGGUCCACAAGGUCCAGCGGGUAGCAUGGGUCCCGGUGCAAUGGGCGGCGCAUACGGAUAUGGAUAUGGCGACUAUUCUGGAUACGGAAGCAUGGGAAUGAACCCAUAGUAAGUUGGUUAUUUGGCCCAAUUAAUUUGGCCCCAUGUCCUGCAUUUAGCGUUCAAAUUGGAAGCUAAUCUAUUUCUUGUCGAUGUUGUUUGCUUCUGAAACCUAUAACAAUUUGGAUCAGUGGUGGAGGGAUGCCAAUGUCAUAUGGCAGUUAUUCUUCGCCUCCAAUGGAUCCCCAGAGCGCCUAUGGAGGUUCACCAUACGGCUCAAUGGGGAUGAUGGGUGCCAGUGCCUUUCAAGGCGGCAUGCCAAUGGGAUAGUAAGUAUCUACGGAAAGGUUCUGACUCGCAUCAUUGCUCGCAAAGAAUACUAACAAUCUCGUAUCGAAUUCCAUUGCUCCAUUUUUUUGCAGUCCUGAGCAUCUGUACGGCGCCAACCCGUCAAUGGACCCGCAGCAGCAGCAACCAACAGGAUCUCAUCCUGGUCCUCAUCCAGGGGCGCACCCUGGCCCACAUCCUAGUUCACACCCCGGACCACAUCAGGGAUCCCAUCCAGGGCCUCAUCCGCCACCUGGCGGGGGAUACAGUGCAAGCCAUGCUUACGGCGGGGCUUCCUCGCAUCAGGGAAAUUGGGGUCAAAAUGAAAGAUGAGUACUGAUGCGUUUCUUUUUUCUAUUUUUAAAACAAAAGCACUACGGCAUGUCGCAUGGGGAGCGCUUCAAGUAAAAUUGGAUUUCGCGAAAGAGGAAGAAUGGGUGUCGAGUUUUUCCGCCUGGUACACGAAUGAUUUUAACAAAUAAAAAUACACACC